AUGGUAACUCAAUGUGAAGCAAGAUGAGUUCAGAGAUUAAGGUUGAAGUCCUUCAAAAAGAAACAAUCACACCAUCCUCUCCAACUCCUCCCCACCUUGAAAAUUUGAGCCUCUCUGUUUUUGAUCAGCUCCAGCCUGAAUUUUAUGUCCCACUACUUCUCUUCUAUCCCAACAAUAGGGAUGGCAGCAAUGUUGAUCACCAGUCUUUGGCAGCAGAAAGAUCAAACCUUUUAAAAACAUCAUUGUCUACAACCCUCACUCACUUCUAUCCGUUUGCAGGAAAAUUUGAAUAUAAUGUUUCGAUAAGUUGCAAUGAUCAUGGGGCUGCAUUUCUUCAAGCCCAAGUGAACUGUCCCAUAUCCAAAGUUCUGGAAAAACCUGAUCACGAGGUUUUAAAACAAUUGCUUCCAGCUGAUAUAGCAUCCACACAAGAAAUCGCAGGCCACCUUCUACUCGUCCAGGCCAACUUCUUUGAAUGUGGUGGGAUGGCAAUUGGAGUCAACAUCUCUCAUAAGGUUGGUGAUGCUUUUACAUUCAGCAAAUUCAUUAAUAGCUGGGCUGCAAUUUCUUUGGGCUCCAGUGCUUCUGAUCAUAUAGUGGUUCCAGCGGUAGAAUUUGGAGUUGUGGCUUCUAUCUGUCCACCACUAGAUUUCUUCAACUCGGGACUACCUAUUGCUGAAUUUGCGAAAGGAAAAUCGGUCACAGAAAGACUCGUGUUUGAAGCCUCAAAGAUUGAUGCUCUGAAGGCCAAAGCUGCCAGCUCCACCGUGCCAAAUCCUACACGUGUUGAAGUUGUAUCUGCACUCAUUUGGAAAUGCGCAACAGAAGCAUCAAGAUCAAACUCGGGUUAUGUGAGGCCAUCUAUAUGGUGUCAAGUGGUGGACAUGCGGAAAAGAUCAGGGCAGCCCUUGACAGAAAAUGCACUGGGCAACUUUGUUUGGUUUUUUGCAUCAAUGACAAUGGAAAGUGAAGUAGAUCUCCAAAGUCUGGUUUCUAAGUUAAGGAAAGGCAUUGAAGAAUUUGAAGAUAAAUAUCCAAAUGGAGUUAGUCCGCAGGACGUAUGUCAAACCAUACAAGAAUCUGGGAAUCUCAUGACAAAGGAUGGUAUUGACAAUUACAGUUGCAGCAGCUGGUGCAGAUUUCCCUUCUAUGAAGCCAAUUUCGGAUGGGGUAAACCAUCAUGGGUAAGUAUCUGUACAAUGCCAGCCAAGAACACAAUUCAAUUGACAGAUACGAGUGAUGGAAAGGGAAUAGAAGUAUCAUUGGCUUUGAAAGAAGACGAUAUGGCCAUUAUCAGUAGCAAUGAGGAGCUGCUUGCAUAUGCAUCUCUAGAUCCAGCUGCUGUUUAGCCAGUAGAAGAAAGAAGAAGAAAUAAAGCAAUAUUUUCAGAAUCUUCUCAUCGUUUUCAUAUUUUUCAUUGCUUUGAUGCUUGUUCUGCUCGUUAAGAAAAAAAAGUCCGUUUGCUUUCACACUUCUACUAAAGUGUAAAUGUUUUGAUGGUGUCACUCCUUCUCUUGAUGAAAUUCUUGUGCAAGCUGUUGAGGACAGAAAAGUAACCGAUGCAUGAUCCCCAUAACAAGCUAGGGACAUCAACAUGAAGCGCCAUUCAAA
Molecule: messenger RNA, 1611 nt
Organism: Argentina anserina (silverweed cinquefoil)
Lineage: Eukaryota; Viridiplantae; Streptophyta; Magnoliopsida; Rosales; Rosaceae
Product: BAHD acyltransferase At5g47980-like
Exons: 1
Coding region: 24-1349 (441 amino acids)
Source: RefSeq, a predicted model, not a curated record